AACAUUUUUGUUUAUUAACUCUGCGUCAGCCAUCUUAAGAAGCAGCUAUUAAUUCGAAAAAUGGAGUCAUUAUUAGAACAACAACGGCGUUAUCACGAAGAAAGAGAACGACUCGUAGAUGCUAUGACCAAAGAGGCAUUUCUUCAAAAGAAAACGCAACGGGACCAGAUAAAUUCAGACACACGGAUGAAGUUUCUGCUGGAUCGUUUUGUUGAAGUUACGGGAGAACUGAAGGAGCUUUAUGAGGACAAGGAUGGAUUGAGGAAGGAAGAAAUACAAGCAUUGGCAGGCCCUAAUGAGUAUGCAGAGUUCCGACAGCGUCUAACAGCCAUUGAUAAAUUUUAUGCUCAGCACCCUAAUGAGAUCAGUGUGCCCAUGUCUAUAGAGUUUGAUGAACUGGCUAAACAACGUGAAAACCCAUCAGAUGAGGCACAGAAUCUUGUUGACUUCACUGAUGAAGAAGGUUAUGGAAAAUACCUUGACUUGCACGAGUGCUACAUUCGCUUUCUCAACUUGAAGGGAGUGGACAAAAUGGACUACAUCUCAUACCUUUCAUCAUUUGAUGAACUGUACAGAAUACCCAAGGAAAAGAAAACAACGGCUUUCAGAGAGUAUUUGGUUUUUCUUCUUGACUACCUAAGCCAGUAUCUCAGUAAGGUCAAACCAUUACUUGACCAAAAUGAGACAAUGGAGCAAGUGCAGACACAGUUUGAACUGGACUGGGCAGAUGGUGUAGUGCCUGGGUGGCCAAAAGAAGCAACUGGUGCCCUCACACAUGCUGGAGCUCACCUGGAUCUCUCAGCCUUUUCCUCCUGGGAGGAGUUGGCAUCCUUGGGAUUGGAUCGUCUCAAAUCUGCUCUCAUGGCUCUUGGAUUAAAAUGUGGAGGGACUCUAGAGGAGCGUGCUCAGCGCCUUUUCAGCACCAAAGGCAAAACUCUGGAGCAGCUUGAUCCUGCCCUGUUUGCAAAGUCUAAGCCUGGCAAGGCUGGCAAGACGGGAAAAGAGACGGAGAAACAAAAGGAGAUUGCUUUGCUAGAGGCCCAAGCUUAUCGGCUUGCCGAAUUGCUGAGUGAGCAGCGUACAGCCACACGUGAAAAUGUUCAGCGGAAACAGGCACAGACUGGUGAGGAGAGGCAGGAGAGUGAUGAAGAGCAAUACACUGAUACAGAAUCAGAUGAUGAGGAUGAUGACAUCCCAUAUAAUCCAAAGAAUCUGCCACUGGGCUGGGAUGGCAAGCCUAUUCCAUACUGGUUGUACAAACUGCAUGGUCUUAACAUCAGUUACACCUGUGAGAUUUGUGGAAAUUUCACGUAUCGUGGCCCCAAAGCUUUCCAGAGACAUUUUGCUGAAUCACGCCAUGCUCAUGGAAUGAGAUGUCUUGGAAUCCCAAACACUGCACACUUUGCUAAUGUCACAUCAAUAGAGGAUGCUUUAUCUUUGUGGAACAAAAUCAAAUCUGGCAAAGAGACGGAAAGAUGGAAAGCAGAUGUUGAGGAGGAGUAUGAAGAUUCCCAGGGAAAUAUUCUCAACAGAAAGAUGUAUGACCUGUUGAAGAAACAAGGAGUACUCUAAACAUUUAUAUAGAAAUGUUGAAAAAAGUGCAGCUGUUGUGUUUUAAGACUGAAAAGAAAUAAAAUGUGUUUUUGUUUU
This is a messenger RNA of Pomacea canaliculata, 1650 nucleotides long. Its product is annotated as splicing factor 3A subunit 3-like. Gene Ontology annotation, biological process: mRNA splicing, via spliceosome. Gene Ontology annotation, cellular component: spliceosomal complex; nucleus. Gene Ontology annotation, molecular function: zinc ion binding; RNA binding. The transcript has 17 exons. The record is from RefSeq and is a predicted model, not a curated record. Lineage: Eukaryota; Metazoa; Mollusca; Gastropoda; Architaenioglossa; Ampullariidae. Bases 61 to 1572 code for a protein of 503 amino acids.